Messenger RNA from Diversispora eburnea, 1470 nucleotides. NCBI's taxonomy places the organism in Eukaryota, Fungi, Glomeromycota, Glomeromycetes, Diversisporales, Diversisporaceae. The record is from the annotation of a GenBank genome assembly.
AUGUCUACCAAUACUAAAAACGAAGGAAGUGAGGGAAGUGAGGGAAGUGAAGCAAAUGAUACAGAUGGUUUGUUAAGUGGUCGUCGUGAGGUUGAUGAAGAAUCACAAACUCUUAAAAAAGAACGACGUAAUCUAAUUCUCGGAUUUCUUGUAAUCUUUAUGAUACUCAUAAUGUUAUUGGGAACAUUAAUAGGAAUAAUAAUGAUAUUUCCAAAUUAUCAUGUUCCAAUAAUAUAUUCUAAUGGAACUCACACUUUUCGAUCCACUGUACUCUUAAUAUCAUUUGAUGGAUUUAGGGCCGAUUAUUUAAAUCGAAAUGCCACACCUUAUAUAUCUGAAUUUAUUAAUAAUGGUAUCAAAGCAGAAUAUAUGAGACCUUCAUUUCCAUCAAAUACAUUUCCAAAUCAUUACACAAUUGUAACAGGAUUAUAUCCUGAAUCUCAUGGAAUAAUAGAUAAUGUAUUUUAUGAUACAGUUUUAAAUGAUACAUUUUAUUAUACUGAUCCUAAAAGAAGUUUUGAUUCUAAAUGGUGGGGUGGUGAACCUGUAAUAAAAGACGGACAAAAAUCUGGAGUCUCACAAUGGGUUGGAUCAUCUUCCGUGAUUAAAGGAAUUUCCCCAACUUAUCAUUAUCCAUUUAAUUUAAGUUUAACGACUCAAGAAAAAGUAUCACAAGUGAUGAAUUGGUUAGAUCUUCCAUUUGACGAGAGACCAACAUUCUUGGCCACUUACACAAAUCAAGUUGAUAGUGCCGGUCAUACAUUUGGUCCGGAUUCUUUAAUGGAAAUAAAUGAAGCAUUAUUUCAAGUUGACAAUUUUGUUCGGGAGAUGAUGGCAGGUUUGGCAAAGAGGAAUCUUACGGAUAUUGUUAAUGUCAGCGAUCAUGGAAUGACAACAUCAAUACCCGAUAAAAUAAUAAAUUUAGAAAAUUAUAUUAAUAUAUCAAAAGUAUAUCCGGUAGUUGGAUACCCAUUAGCAGAAAUUCGUCCAUACCUAGAUUCGGAAAUACAAAAUAUCUAUACGGAUUUAAAAAAUGCGAGCAUCGGUCAAUCAUGGGAUUGUUAUAAGAGUGAUGAAAUUCCUUCGAAAUAUCAUUUUUCAACUAACACAUCAUCAUCAAUAUCAUCACCACGAAUAGCUCCUAUAUAUUGUUUGCCACCAUUGGGUGGAGGAUUUAUUAAUAAUCGAGAUUUUGAAAAUGAGACAAUACCCAAUGGUACGCAUGGAUAUGAUAAUUACUUAUCUGAUAUGAGAGCAAUUUUUUUAGCUUCAGAAGUUUAUAAUAUAAUAAGUCGAAUUUUACAUUUAUGCCCUGUUCCAAAUAAUGGAACUCUUGUGGUUGUUGAAGUUGUGAUGGUUGAAGUUGUGGUAAUUGAAUUGAUUGUUGUGAUUGCAAUGAUUGUAAUGAUUGUAAUGAUCGGAUUGAUUGAAUUGAUUGCAUUGAUUGUGGGUUCAUUACAAUACCGUUAA